Paramuricea clavata is the source of this 819-nucleotide messenger RNA. The record is from the annotation of a GenBank genome assembly. Lineage: Eukaryota; Metazoa; Cnidaria; Anthozoa; Malacalcyonacea; Plexauridae.
AUGGAAAAACUAUUCAGGAACCAGGAGUUGAAUGUUAGCGUGAGAACUGUGAGGUGUGGUGACGAGGUGUUGUUCUACGCAAAAGAUGUGGCAGAAUCUCUAGGGUACUCAAACCCUCAAAAAGCUGUCAGGGACCACAUUUGGAAGUUAAAUAAGGUAGUUGUGAGGGACCUUCAAAGGGUACCCAAAACGUUCACCUUGGAAAAGUGUCACCCACAGACAAUACUAUUAUAUGAACCAGGAAUAUACCAACUAGUAUUCAAUUCUAAACUUCCAAUAGCGGAGGCCUUUCAAGAUUGGGUAUUUAAGGAAGUCCUUCCAUCUGUCCGGAAAACGGGAUCUUACAACUUACUAGAUAGAAGGUCACUUAGGUACAACCAAAUAAUCCUUAUAAAUGAAACGGACCUUCAUAAUGUCAUUGUAAGUUACAUCAGAGAUAACUACCCAGAGGCUGUAAUAUUACCUGGUCUAGGUGAAUAUCAAGACACUGUGUCAAAAAGAUGUGAUGCCUGGAAGAAGGGAUAUAAAGGUGGUCAACCAGAUCUUAUCAUAGAGAAUCCUAUGGGGAAGUACAAAGGAUUUGCUAUUGAAUUUAAGUCUCCCAAGGGCACUGGAGUUAUAAGUGAUAAGCAGGAUAUAUGGUUCAGGAAACUAAGGGGAAUAGGGUACAUGACAAUGGUAUCAGAUGAUCUGGUAAAGACUUGCAUUAGAAUCAACGAGUACUUCUCACUUAAGAAAACCAUAGGGAAAGUUGCAGUGAAAAAAGUAGUUUGUGACGUGAAGACGUACAAACCAAGGUUCAAUUCAGGUAAGUAUUAG